This is a messenger RNA of Paramecium sonneborni, 1015 nucleotides long. The record is from the annotation of a GenBank genome assembly. Lineage: Eukaryota; Ciliophora; Oligohymenophorea; Peniculida; Parameciidae.
AUCAAUUAAAAGUAAAUUUAAUGUAUAGAAACUCAAACUUUUCAUUCUAAGAACCAAAAAAAAAAGAAAUAGAUUUUUAAGCAGUUGAUAGACUUCUAGAGUAUACAAAACAAACUCAUUAAAAUUCUUAAAGAUAAAUAUAAUUACCAGAUUAAGAUGAUAAAGAAAAAUAUAGAAAUGCUAGACCUAAUUCAUUAACUCAGAGAAUCUCACUUUAUGAAUCAAAUUAAUAAUAUAAAAGAGAUAGAAUAUCAUUUUAAGAUAUUGACUUUUGUAAAAUUGUUAUGUUUUUAAUGGCUGCUGAAAUAGAAAGACUUAGAGAAUAAUUAGAAGAAAAUUUAAAUUAAGAAUAAAUUAGAAAGAACUUUGAAGGAAUGUAAUCUUCUAUUAAUCAAUGGAGACUUAAAUAUGAAUAAAAGUAAUAUAAUUAUUAAUAUUCUAUAGAGAAGAGGAAUGUGAUCAACUUAGAGAAGAAUUAAUGAAUUUUAAAUAAAUUAAUAAAGAGAAUUAUGAAAAAAAUGCUUAAACCUUAUAUUUGCAAAUUGAAAAACUAAAAAAUGAAAUUCAAGAAUCUUAAUUACAUACAAAACAAAAAUAAGAGGAAAUUAAUUCUUUAAAUUUAUAACUACAAUAAAAAAAAACAUAAUUGGAUUAAUCUGAUAUCACUAUCAAAAUGUUAAAAAAUGAAGUUCUAAACUUGUAAAAGAAACAUGAUAUAAACUAUGAUUAAUUUAUUAAUGAACUUAAUAAUGAGAUUGAAAACCUGUAAUAAAAUUAUAGAAAAUUAUACAAUGAUUAUUAGUAAUAUAAACAAAGUCAAAGUUAAAUGUAUGAGUAAUAGACUUAAGUACCCUAUUCUAGAAUUUAAAGUUAAUAACAAUAACAAUAAAUUCUAUAAGAGAAUUAAGAAAUAAAUAUGUUAAAUUUGAUGAUUCAAUAAUUACAGAAUGAAAACACAAAGCUUAAGGAUGAUUUAUUUAAAUAAUCAAGAAGAACUGAAACAUGGUGUUGUUGA